AUGCUGCGUUUAUUAUUAAAAUCAAGAACUGCAUAUACUAUAUCAGUUGUUCGAGGCGUUACAGUCACUUAUACAAAUACACGUACUUAUCAAACACGUAUUCAAAAAUUACAUCACGAUGGAAUCGAUUUGAAACAACAAUCAGUUGAAAUAAAUCCCGUUGAACAUAUUCGUCGAUGUACAUUCCUCAAAGAUCUGGACAUUUGGACAUUAUACAAGACAAUUUGUCCAAAUGUACGAACACUCGGUGAUGUCUUAUAUGAAGGUCGCAUUGCUUCAAAUAAUGGUCCAUGUGUGGGCAUUGUGCAAUUAUCGAAUCGUACAGAACCAAUACAAUGGCUAUCUUAUUCGAUGGUAAUUGAACGAAGUCAGAUCAUUGGUUCAUAUUUAUGGACAUUGGCCAAACUAACACCAAUGCAGUCAAAAGUGACCAUUAUUUCAUCGAAUCGACCUGAAUAUUUAGUCGUUGAGCAAGCCUGUUACAUGUAUGGAUUUAUUCUUGUAAAUCUCUAUACUAGUUAUGAUUCUAUUACUAUUAUGAGUCUACUGCAUCGAACUAAAGCCGAAGUACUUGUGGUGGAUAGCAUUGAACGCAUUCAAUCAAUUCAAAAUGACUUAUUGAAAAAUGAUCAAAUCAAAGAAAUUAUUGUCAUGGAUGAUAUAAUCUGCGAUAAGCAGAGUAAAAUAUGCAGUAUCUCAUCAAUCUUUAAAAGGAUAAAAACAAAUGAUAUACGUGAACGACCGAUCAUCGAUCCAGAAACUAUUGCAACAUUCAUUAUGACAAGUGGAACAACAGGUAAGAUAAAACAAGAAACAUGA
Molecule: messenger RNA, 819 nt
Organism: Rotaria sp. Silwood2
Lineage: Eukaryota; Metazoa; Rotifera; Eurotatoria; Philodinida; Philodinidae
Source: the annotation of a GenBank genome assembly